Molecule: messenger RNA, 366 nt
Organism: Sinocyclocheilus grahami
Lineage: Eukaryota; Metazoa; Chordata; Actinopteri; Cypriniformes; Cyprinidae
Product: peptidase inhibitor 16-like
Exons: 4
Coding region: 1-366 (121 amino acids)
Cellular component (GO): extracellular region
Source: RefSeq, a predicted model, not a curated record
AUGAAGUGGCUGGAUUUUGACUGGAUGGUGUGGGACGAGACACUGCGUCUGCUGGCAGAAGCAUAUGCGGCAAAAUGCAUCUGGGAUCAUAACCCUCAACUAAAGGAAUUCAGAAUGGGUGAAAAUCUCUUUUUAGGCACUGGACCAUUUAAUGCAACCAAAGCAAUGAUGGACUGGUUUGGAGAGCACGCGGAUUAUGACUUGGAAACCAAUAACUGUCCUGAAGAUAAAAUGUGUGGCCAUUACACUCAGAUGGUCUGGGCAGACAGCAAUACAAUUGGCUGUGCUGCGCAUUUCUGUGACAAACUUGAGCAUCUGGAUUUUGAGAAGGCCACUCUUUUCGUGUGUAAUUACUACCCUCAGUAA